UCGUCUCUUCGACAUAGUCCAGAAUAGCAUCUUCUCACUAGCCAAGUGUCUUUCGUCCCGUGUAGUACCUAAGAUUUAAGUGUCCGUGGCAUCAAUAGCCUAACAAUGGCUGAACAGAAAAAGGCGCCUCUACUUAAGGUCCAAGAGGAUUUUGAAAAAAACAUUCAAGGAUUCCUUGGUGUCAACGAGGAUGUUGUUUUGAUUCUUGAUUACGAUGGCACCCUCGCCCCUAUUGCGGAACAAUUGGCCCCUAUGCCAAAAGACACUGAAUUGGCCAUCAAGAAAUUGGCUGCCAACGAGAAAGUCUUCAUGUGCAUUAUGAGUGGUCGCAACCUUGAUGAUAUCAAGAAGCACAUGAAAUUGGAAACCGUAACAUAUGCAGCCAACCAUGGUCUGGAGGUCGAAUAUCCUGACAAGAGCAAAUUCUCCAUUGAAAUGCCCCAAGCUCUUUUGGACAAAUACGGAAAAUUGUUGGAAGAGCUCAAGGAGAAGGUCGUGUGCAGCGGAGCGUGGGUUGAGGAUAAGAAAAUCGCUCUUACAUACCACUACAAAGGAGUCAAUGAUAAACUCCGUGCAAAGCUCAUUGAAGACGCUAAAAAGAUUAUUAAAUCCCAUGGAUUCCAGAUUAUUGACGCCCACUAUGCCAUUGAAGGAAAGCCCCCAGUAAAUUGGGAUAAAGGUGAGGCUGUUAAAAUGAUUCUCGAGAAGAAAUUCGGUGAAGAUUGGGCAAAGAAAUUGAAGAUCAUUUAUGCCGGCGAUGACACGACUGAUGAAGAUGCCAUGAAGGUACUCAAAGGUGUUGGCAAGACGUUCCGUGUAUCUGAGCAACCCAACUUGAAAACCUAUGCCGACUUCCAACUCAAAACGCCCAACGAGACCUCUCUCAUGUUGAAGUGGGUCCUAGACCAUUACCUUGCUAAGAAGAAAUAAAAAUCUCAUCAACAUUUACAUUACAUUUAAAUUUAUUCAAGAUUAUUUAUUUUUUCUAUCAACUUAU
Molecule: messenger RNA, 997 nt
Organism: Hermetia illucens (black soldier fly)
Lineage: Eukaryota; Metazoa; Arthropoda; Insecta; Diptera; Stratiomyidae
Product: probable trehalose-phosphate phosphatase J
Exons: 5
Coding region: 106-930 (274 amino acids)
Biological process (GO): trehalose biosynthetic process
Molecular function (GO): trehalose-phosphatase activity
Source: RefSeq, a predicted model, not a curated record